This is a messenger RNA of Engraulis encrasicolus (European anchovy), 3542 nucleotides long. RefSeq names its product glycerol-3-phosphate acyltransferase 4-like. The record is from RefSeq and is a predicted model, not a curated record. The transcript is spliced from 13 exons. Gene Ontology annotation, cellular component: endoplasmic reticulum. The coding region runs from base 280 to 2469 and encodes 729 amino acids. Gene Ontology annotation, molecular function: glycerol-3-phosphate O-acyltransferase activity. NCBI's taxonomy places the organism in Eukaryota, Metazoa, Chordata, Actinopteri, Clupeiformes, Engraulidae. Gene Ontology annotation, biological process: triglyceride biosynthetic process.
CAGCCCCAGCAUGCUGUGAUCACGACGAGGUAGUGAAUUGCCCAUCGUUCCAAUGAAACAUGUAGCUUCAUGUGACUAAAACACACAAACUGAUAGACUUAUGCUUUACUGGCUAUGUGUCGCGGCCUUGGAGGCUGAGAAGCCUGUGAAGGACCCUUUCAAGGAACAGGACUGACCCAUCGUCAUCCCCACUACCCCUCCUCCUCCUCCUCCUCCUCCUCCUCCUCUUCAUCGUCAGUCUCGGAAGGUCUGAUAGGGCCCCCUAAAACCCCCUUCAGGAUGGCUUCCGAAUCUGAAUCCGAAUCCUACCUGGUCCCCUUCAAUAGCCUGGUGUGCAUGCUGCUCGGCAUCUCCUUCACGGUGUGGGUCACGCUGCUGCUGGUGUUCAUCAUCGUGCCCGCCAUCCUCGGAGUCUCCUUUGGUAUUCGGCGCAUCUACAUGAAGACCCUGCUCAAGAUUUUUGACUGGGCGACUCGGCGAAUGGAGCGGAGAGCGCGCGAGAAAAACCAGGAACUCUACAAGCCUUACAGCAACGGCAUCAUUGCUAAGGAGCCGGUGAGUCUGGAGCAGGAGAUCCAGGAGUUGAGGAGCAGCAACAGCUGUGGCGGCCUCAGCACCAGUGGUGGCGGCGGUAGCAGUGGUGGCAUCUCCCCUGGCAGUAGCAGUGGUGGCACCGCGGCCACCAGCGGAGAAGAAGGCCCCGCGGCCUCUGCAACCACCACGACGACGACCACAACGGCAGCACCCGCGCCCUCCUCCACCACGUCGUUAUCGUCGUCCUCCUCGGCCGAGUUUGAGAUGGCGGACAUCUUCUCGUUCUGCCGUCGCGGCGUGGAGAGCAUCGUGGACGACGAGGUGACCAAGCGCUUCACGGCCGAGGAGCUGGAGAGCUGGAACCUGCUGACGCGCUCCAACUACAACUUCCAGCACAUCAGCACGCGCCUCACCGUGCUCUGGGGGCUGGGCCUCGUCAUACGCUACGGAUUCCUGCUGCCACUCAGGGUGACCUUGGCCUUCACCGGAGUGGGCCUGCUCGUGGUGCUCACCACUGCCAUAGGCCUCCUUCCCAACAGCAGCACGAAGAACUACCUGAGCGAGAAGGUUCAUCUGAUGUGUUACCGGAUCUGUGUCAGGGCACUCACUGCCAUCAUCACCUAUCACGACAGUGAGAACAAGCCCCGGAACGGAGGCAUCUGCGUGGCCAAUCACACCUCUCCCAUCGACGUCAUCAUCCUGGCCAGUGACGGCUGCUAUGCAAUGGUGGGCCAGGUGCACGGCGGCCUGAUCGGCAUCAUCCAGAGGUCCAUGGUGAAGGCCUGUCCACACAUCUGGUUCGAGCGCUCCGAAGUCAAAGACCGCCACCUAGUGGCCAAAAGGCUCAAUGACCACGUAGCCGACAAGUCCAAGCUGCCCAUCCUCAUCUUCCCAGAGGGCACCUGUAUCAACAACACAUCAGUCAUGAUGUUCAAGAAGGGCAGCUUUGAGGUCAACUGUGUGGUCUACCCCGUGGCAAUCAAGUAUGACCCUCGGUUUGGCGAUGCCUUCUGGAACAGCAGCAAGUUUGGGAUGGUCACCUACCUGUUACACAUGAUGAGCAGCUGGGCCAUCGUCUGCAGCGUCUGGUACCUGCCCCCCAUGAGGAGAGAGGAAGGAGAGGACGCGGCUCACUUUGCCAACCGGGUCAAGGCGGCCAUCGCCAGGAAAGGAGGACUAGUCGACCUGCUGUGGGACGGCGGCCUGAAGCGUCAGAAGGUGAAAGGGGUGUUCAAGGAGGAGCAGCAGAAGCUGUACAGCAAAGUGCUGGUGGGCAUGCAGGAGGAACGCGACGCACACUGCUGCCCCCACCACCACCAGGAGGGCGGCGCUCUGGAGCAGGAAGAGCAGCAGCAGCAGCUGCAGCCCUGCCUGUGCGGCGCUCAGACCGAUCCUGAAGAAGAAGAAGAAGAAGAGGAGGAGGACCAGGCCAGCUCCAGUGACCAGAGUCCUGGGACAGAAGAUCUCCCUGCACUGCCAUGUAAUCACGGAGGCUCUGGGGAAGACCACCACGACCACGACGACCUCGACCACCAUUGCGAUAGCGCGGAAACCAUAGAGGCAGAUCGGAAGACGAGUGAUCACAUUGACUCUACUACGCAGGGCAAUCAGCCAGUCCAGCAUGAUCAAAGUGGCAGAGUUGAUGAUGAUGAUGGUGGUGAUGGUGAUGAAGAUGAGCAUAAUGGACAGUCAUGUGAGCAGAGUGUAACCAUGGGAGAUGGACACCACUCAGACAGCCAGGCAGGCCCCAGCCAAUCAGAAGGGAAGACUUGCGACCACACCGGUUCAGACGAGGUAGUUUGUGACGAUAAGACUGAUAAUAGCAUUAAUGAUGACGAUGGGCUCACGUGCCCUCUGACAGAUGCUGAGAACGAUGGCGGCUGCUCGCAGAGUAACGCAGAGACUGGCGUCGACGAGAACACUGGGUGCUCCUGAGAGGAGCCGGUUGGCAUUUCUUUGCUGCCAUCGUGCCAAUCACUUUUAAGAUGCCACCGCCGCACAGGUGCCUGCUAAAUGUUUAGAGUUACGGAGGCAUAAGGGGUAUUGGGGGGGAGCCUUCCGCAAGCCUGGCCCAGAACAGAGGGCCAUUUGGCUGGGCAUAACUGUUAUGGGACGUGUCCCUCCAUAAGGCUGGAGGUCUGUGGAACUCUGGCUUUUCUUGCUGUCUUAAGUUCUCACGGGUCUCUUUGAUUGGUUUUUGUUUUGUUUUAUUUUGUUUGUUUUAGGUUUUAUUUAGUUUUUUUUUUUUGCACACUUUGCACGUCAAAGACAGGGAUAAGCGAAUAUGUUGGGGUUUUUUUUUUCAGAGGUUCUGUUACAUUUCAGAUAACGAAUGUUGUUGUUUUUUGUUUUAUUCUAUUUUAUGUGGUUUACAAUUGUGAAUAGUUGUUCUGAAGUUUACUGUUAAGGUGUAGGUAAAGGGGGAAAACAUACAGAAAAGAGGGAUAUUCUCAGGAGAAGGUCAAAGUCAAGCAAUUUAGAAAAAAGAUGAGUUGAUUUAAAGCGACUGUCCACCAUUUCUGAAAAUAAGCUUAUUUUACACCUUCCCUUUGAGGAAAGUAAUUGAGUUUUAUACCGGUGAUUGACCUCUCUCCUGUUCUUCCAGUCGUCCUUUCAGUCGAGUGAUAUUAGUUCUAGAGCUAGUUCCAAGUUAGCCAUUAUCAUUGAAUUGCACCCCAUUCUUAUCAAUUAUAUAUGCUAGCUUGCCGAUAGAAAUUUCGUUGUUAGCGAAUAGCUGAAAGUAAAGGAAAAGGGCAUAACUCAAUUAUUUAACUCCAAGGGAGAUGUAAAACGAGCUUAUUUUCCAAAAACGGUUGCUUGAAAAAAAGAAACACAAAGGGCGGUGAAUGCUGAGAAACCAAGAAAGAGACGACAGCCAUGACUGUGCCAUUGAAACACAAGAGUUGGCCCCGCUGUGCAUGCUAUAGCUGCUGUAGUGUGCAGGGUUUGUGUUUUGGGUGUUUGUUUAUUUUUAAAUAAAAACACCACGUGUGCUCUUUUUAACUCUA